Lotus japonicus is the source of this 790-nucleotide messenger RNA. RefSeq lists its product as uncharacterized. NCBI's taxonomy places the organism in Eukaryota, Viridiplantae, Streptophyta, Magnoliopsida, Fabales, Fabaceae. Bases 194 to 694 code for a protein of 166 amino acids. The transcript has a single exon. The record is from RefSeq and is a predicted model, not a curated record.
UUCUCACACCCCACCACCCACCACCUGUCUCCUUACACUAAAACACACUCAUUCCAAUUCUUCUUCAUCAUAUUAUUUUAUAUGUUAUCAUCAUAUUCCAAUUAUUAUUACAAGUAGUAAUAAAGUUGUAUUUUGCGUGUGUGUUGAAUUUUAUUCAAGGUUGAGUAGUGGAACAACCUGCAAAUUGAAGAAGAUGAGCAGAAAACAGGGGAAGAAGGAGCAGAAGCAGCAGAACAAGGUGGUGAGGAUCAUGACAACGCCGUUUCGCGUUCUCGGAAAAGCCAAGGACAUGUACGUCCGGAGCAUCACCAAGUGCGGCCACAACAUGAGCUACAGCAGCCAGGUCGACGCGGCGGGGCCAUUCGCCGCUCUUCCCCGGAGCUACAGCACCACCACGGCGAUGUCGAGUGAAAGCGAGGAUUUCGCUGAGCUCAUGAGAGCAGCUUCAGCUAGAACCUUGAUUAACAGAAUUGAUGUUGAUUUGGUUCUCAAACAGCAGCAGGAUCAGCAACUACAACAGCAGCAGCUGCAACAACCACCGGUGAAUGGUGGUUUGCCGAAGUCGGUGAGUGUUGGCAUGGGGAGGAUUGAUGAGGAUAAGCCUUUUGAUUUUGGCGAUGGUGGUGACCUUCCGGCUUCUUAUCCAAGAAGUAGAAGCUAUGCUGUUGGGAAGAAUCCAAGGGGUGUUAUGUAAUCGAUUGAUCUCUCUGAUCAUCAGGAUCAUUGAUUGUUUGCGCUCUGGUAAUUUAAUUUUAUUGGAUGAAUGGAAUUGAAUUAUGUUUUGAUUUGA